This is a messenger RNA of Oncorhynchus masou masou (cherry salmon), 1856 nucleotides long. RefSeq names its product V-type proton ATPase subunit H-like. Gene Ontology annotation, cellular component: lysosomal membrane; vacuolar proton-transporting V-type ATPase, V1 domain. The coding region runs from base 115 to 1620 and encodes 501 amino acids. Gene Ontology annotation, biological process: proton transmembrane transport. The record is from RefSeq and is a predicted model, not a curated record. NCBI's taxonomy places the organism in Eukaryota, Metazoa, Chordata, Actinopteri, Salmoniformes, Salmonidae. Gene Ontology annotation, molecular function: proton-transporting ATPase activity, rotational mechanism. The transcript is spliced from 15 exons.
UGACGUGCACGACACCAUCACAUGAUAGGUGUCUCGUGACGUCGUCUUGUAGUUUGUCAGCUGACAGGGAAUUAUUUAUUGUAGUCCAGAGUGGUAUUGAACAGGUGUAUCAGGAUGGAUAUCCGCGGGGCGGUGGAUGCUGCAGUACCCACUAACAUCAUCGCUGCCAAGGCUGCGGAGGUCAGAGCCAACCAGGUCAACUGGCAGUCAUACCUGCAGGGCCAGAUGAUCUCUGCCGAGGACUGUGAGUUCAUUAAGAAGUUUGAAGUGGCUCAUUCUGAGGAGAAACAGACCAUCCUCACAAAUGAAGGACAUCAGUGUGCCAGGACGUUCCUGAACCUGAUGGCUCACAUCUCUAAGGAGCAGACUGUCCAGUACAUCCUCACCCUAAUAGAUGAUACCCUGCAGGAGAACCACCAGAGGGUGAACAUCUUCUUUGACUACGCCAAGAAGACAAAGAACACUGCCUGGUCCUACUUUCUUCCCAUGCUCAACCGCCAGGACCUAUUUACCGUCCACAUGGCGGCCAGGAUCAUCGCUAAGCUAGCAGCCUGGGGUCGUGACCUGAUGGAGGGAAGUGACCUCAACUACUACUUUAACUGGAUAAAGACCCAGCUCAGCUCCCAGAAGCUUCAUGGUACAGGUCCAGACUCCACAGGACAUGGCACUAUAUCCCCCAGUGACAGCUCCCAGUAUGUGCAGUGUGUGGCAGGCUGUCUCCAGCUGAUGCUGAGGGUCAAUGAGUACAGGUUUGCCUGGGUGGAGGCGGACGGGGUCAACUGCAUCACAGCUGUGCUCAGUAACAAGUGUGGUUUCCAGCUGCAGUACCAGAUGGGGUUUUGUAUGUGGCUGCUGGCCUUCAACUCUCAGCUCUGUGAGCAGCUACGCCGUUACAACGUGGUGCCGGCCCUGUCUGACAUCCUGCAGGAGUCUGUCAAGGAGAAGGUCACGCGCAUCAUCCUGGCUGCCUUCAGGAACCUGUUGGAGAAGUCAGCGGAUAGGGAGACCCGUCAGGAGUAUGCCCUGGCCAUGAUACAGUGUAAGGUUCUGAAGCAGCUGGAGAAUCUGGACCAGCAGAAGUAUGACGAUGAGGACAUCACUGAAGACCUCAAGUUCCUGCUGGAGAGUCUAGGGGAGAGCGUUCAGGACCUCAGUUCGUUUGAUGAGUACAGUUCGGAGCUGAAGUCCGGUCGCCUGGAGUGGAGCCCGGUCCACAAGUCAGAGAAGUUCUGGCGUGAGAAUGCAGUCCGCCUCAACGAGAAGAACUACGAACUCCUCAAGAUCCUUACUCGGCUGCUGGAGGUAUCUGAUGACCCUCAGGUUAUUGCUGUAGCUGCUCAUGAUGUUGGAGAAUAUGUCAGACACUACCCUCGGGGGAAACGGGUGAUAGAGCAGCUUGGAGGUAAACAGCUGGUGAUGAACCACAUGCACCAUGACGAUCAGCUGGUCCGCUACAACGCCCUGCUGGCCGUGCAGAAACUCAUGGUCCACAACUGGGAGUACCUGGAAGCUACAUUGUGUGUGAUUGAACGUUCUCCUGUCCUCUGCAGGGAGUACCUGGGAAAGCAGCUCCAGUCAUCUGACCAGCAGCAGCAACAGGCUGUGGCCGUUAGGACCUGAACUCUAACCCCUGACAACAGGCCAUGGCCGCCAGAAGCUGAACUCUUAACCCCUGAACCCUGUAUGAAACCUAUUUGGUGUCUGGGUCCUACAGGCAUGUAGUGGGCUGUACUAUGUGUGUUACCGGCUGACUAUGUGUGUUACUGGCUGACUGUGUGUGUUACUGGCUGACUAUGUGUGUUACUGGCUGACUGUGUGUGUUACUGGCUGACUGUGUGUGUUACCGGCUGACUGUG